Carlito syrichta (Philippine tarsier) is the source of this 471-nucleotide messenger RNA. RefSeq names its product GLIPR1-like protein 2. NCBI's taxonomy places the organism in Eukaryota, Metazoa, Chordata, Mammalia, Primates, Tarsiidae. The transcript is spliced from 3 exons. The record is from RefSeq and is a predicted model, not a curated record. The coding region runs from base 87 to 452 and encodes 121 amino acids.
CUUGGGAUGUAGCUUUAUCACGGACUGCUAGAGCGUGGGGGAAAAAAUGUGUGUUUGAGCGUAAUCCUUAUUUAGAAGACUUAGAAAUGGUCCAUCCUAAAUUUCAUGGUAUUGGUGAAAAUAUGUGGGUCGGCCCUGAAAAUGAAUUUACUGCAAGUAUUGCUAUCAGAAGUUGGUAUGCAGAGAAGGAAAAGUAUAAUUUUGAAAAUGACAGUUGCUCUGAAGACUGUUCUCAUUAUGUUCAGCUUGUUUGGGACAACUCCUACAAAGUUGGGUGUGCUGUUACUCCAUGUUCAAGAGUUGGACGUAUUAGACAUGCAGCAAUUUUCAUUUGCAACUAUGCACCAGGAGGAACUCUGACAAGAAGACCUUAUCAACAAGGAAUAUUUUGUACUCGAUGUGGCAGACGUGACAAAUGUACAGAUUUUCUAUGCAGUAAGAUUUUUUUUUAAAACCUUAAACAUGAAAAAA